AUGAAUAAUAAUAAUUCCAUAACACGGUUUGAUCGUUUAGCGACAGAAAUUAUUUUGGACAUAUUUGAUUAUUUAUCAUGUAAUGAUAUUAUUUAUACAUUCUUUUAUUUUAAUCAACGACUAAAUUCUAUACUAUUGCACUAUCGACAUUGCUCGAACAAUUUCAAAUCAUCAAUAACACAUUUUAAUUUUUGGCAAAAUUAUUUACCAUUUAUUGGAUCACAAAUACAAUGUUUAACUAUAAAUACUAUUGAUUUAUCUUUUCCAUUGAACUUAUUUCCAAAUUUAAAAUCUAUCAUUAUUUCUUCUCCAGUUCCAAUUGAUUAUGAACAAAUUGGUUGUAUAUCGGAAAGUGAACAAUUUAAUCACUUAACUUCAUUUAAAAUUAAAAAUAAAAUUUCCAACAAAGUUAUGUCUUAUGAAUAUUCUAAACAGUAUGAGCGAUCUCUAUUAAAAAAAAUAUUUAGUGAUGAAAACUCAUUGGAGACAUUUGAAUGUUUAUCAGAAUUAUAUGUUUGUAGUUUGCAAGAAAUUGGUAAUUUAGUAAGCAAUGUAAAUAUUCAUUCGUUGUCAUUGAAAUCGGCAGAUUGUAUAAGUGCGUUUUCCUUUCUUAAAUACACACCGAAUUUGAAAAUUUUCAAUCUAAUUGCAACAACAUCUUAUUUACGCGAUAAAUUAGAUAAAGACCUAAACUUAUCUAAGAUUAAAUUAGAAAAACUUUAUUUAACAUUAAAAAUAGAUGCUAGCGAUGGUAUUAUUGGUGGAAAGCAAUUUCGUUUAUUAACAAGUCUUAUAAAACAAUUUUCAUCAUCAUUAAAUCGUUUAUCAUUGAAUUUAACCGUUAUAAAAAUUGGUGCAGUCGAUGAUAUAUCAUUCAAUGGUAUUCAGCUUCAACAACAAUUAUUAGAACCCAUGAUACAAUUACAACAAUUUUAUCUUUACGCAAAGCUAUGGAAUCAUUCAAUUGAUAUUAAAAAUAUUUUAUCGACAUUCGAAAAUCAAUUUUGGUUUGAUCAUAAUUGGUCAGUUGGAAUGCAUGGAAACUAUUUAUAUACAUUACCAUUUCAUUUUGAUGAACUCAAUGAUUUUAUUGAUUUUGAUCAUAUUAAAUCGAACGAUUCGAAGGUUCUAAAUUAUCCUUGGACAUGGUAUCAUAUUACAUCGAUUAGUUUCUCUAGUUCAUCUAAAUUAAAUUUAAAUUUAAUAAAACAAUUAAAAAUGAAAAUGCCAAAUUUAAUGAAACUUACAUUUAAUUCACUUCCUUCUCUGUGUUUUGAAACAAUAGAAAAUUCAUCUAUAAGCGACAAUGAAUUACAUAAAAUUGACACAACACUAGAUAGUGUGACUACCGUUCAUUUUGGAGGUGAAUUGAUGGAAGAUACUAAACAGUGGUUAUUUCAUAUGUUACCAAACUUAAAGCAUUUGGUUUUAUCUGGUACGACUCAAUUCUUCCCACUAGUGGAUAAAAGAAUUGAAAGAUUAACAAUACUUAAUUUGUAUGCUCUUUCCAAUGUCAUAAAGCCAGAUGAUGUUUAUUUUCCAAAUCUACAACAUGUAGAAAUACAAUUUUUCUUAGAUUCUGAUUUAAAUUUAAAUAAGUAUGCACCAUAUUCUGUUAUGGAAAUGUUGAAAAGUUUCGAACAAACGAAGACUUUGCUAAUUCAUUUUUAUUGGUGUAGUGAAGAUGGUUGGUAUCGUAUAUCAAUAGCUGAUCUGAGCAAGCUGAUUGCCAAGUUAGAUAUGAACGAAAUUUUGAAUACCUUUGAAAUGAAGCAUUUUUAUAAUUUUCUUCAAUUUAUCAAAAGAGAACAAUAA
Rotaria sp. Silwood1 is the source of this 1815-nucleotide messenger RNA. The record is from the annotation of a GenBank genome assembly. Lineage: Eukaryota; Metazoa; Rotifera; Eurotatoria; Philodinida; Philodinidae.